This is a messenger RNA of Colletotrichum acutatum, 1162 nucleotides long. Its product is annotated as L-asparaginase II. The coding region runs from base 1 to 1053 and encodes 350 amino acids. The record is from RefSeq and is a predicted model, not a curated record. NCBI's taxonomy places the organism in Eukaryota, Fungi, Ascomycota, Sordariomycetes, Glomerellales, Glomerellaceae. The transcript has 2 exons.
AUGUCUCAAUUUGCAGUUCUAGAGGAUUGUGUUUUCUCCGAUCGUGGAGGUAUCAUCGAGAAUGUCCAUCGAAUUCACGCUGCAGUCACAGAUGCUUGUGGCAGUCUCUUGUACGCCGUUGGCGACCCAUCACGCCUGACACUCGCCCGAUCAGCGGCCAACCCAGCUCAGAUUCUCGCCCUUCUCGAGAUAGAAGGAUUUGAGCAAUUUGCUUUCGACGACAUGGAAAUUGCUCUCAUGUGCUCUUCACAUAGUAGCGAGGAGCGUCACGUCCAGUCAGGGGUCACGAUGCUGGCCAAGAUUGCGGCCAAAGAGCAAGACUUGCGGUGUGGAGGCCACCCAUCAAUGUCCGAGAGCGUCAACAACGAAUGGAUCAGGAGAGGUUUUACGCCUGGUGCUCUCUGCAACAAUUGCUCUGCGAAGCAUAUGGGCAUGCUCGCGGGGGCCAAAGCACUUGGACAAGAUGAAGAGUAUCACUUGCCGGAUCACCAAGUCCAAAUUCGUGUCAGACAUGCCUUUGAGGAGUUGACCGGCCUGGGGGCCGACGAGAUCAAAUGGGGCAUAGACGGCUCCCGCCCUCCUCUCCGUGACAUUAGUUACCUUUAUGCUCUCCUCGCCCACGCUGCAGACGCUGAGGCUCAGGGUCCUACAACGGACCUCAGAACGAGGCACUUGGCUAGGAUUUACCAUUCCAUGUGGCGAUUCCCUGGAAUGGUUGCUGGGGAUGCUAGAUUCUGCACUGAAUUGAUGCUCAAGCACGGUGGUAAUCUCGUUGGAAAGCUGGGUGCCAAUGGAUGCUAUGGUGUUGCCAUCCGAGACUCCGAAGAGACGCGGCAUCUGGGGGCUAACUCGGGUCUGGGAAUCUCCGUCAAGGGUGAAAAUGGAAACGAGGAGAUUUUGUACGCAGUAGUGAUGGAGAUUUUGGAACAACUUGGCAUCGGUUCUGCGGAAAGCCGUGCCGGCAUGGAGGCGUUUCACCACAUUGAACGCGUAAACACAGCCGGAGUCAUUACUGGAAAGGUAUCCUUCUCUUUCAAGUUACGCAAGCCUUGAAGUCGAAGAGACGAAACAGGAUUCCACAAUUACCUUAGACAUAGAGAAGCAUUCAGACGUAAGACUUACAGUAGUUUUACAAUCGGCAGCACUGCAAGCAUCGGAGCAC